Molecule: messenger RNA, 4650 nt
Organism: Salvelinus sp. IW2-2015
Lineage: Eukaryota; Metazoa; Chordata; Actinopteri; Salmoniformes; Salmonidae
Product: platelet glycoprotein V
Molecular function (GO): protein binding
Source: RefSeq, a predicted model, not a curated record
GGCCUAAUCAAAACAAAAAACGCAGACAAACAGCGAAGCUCGCAACCAUACACAAAUGCACGCAAGCACACCAAAAUAGAACAGAGAAAACCAUUUAAACCUACUCCGUGAGAAUGUUACGGGGAACAGGGAGCAGCAGCAUUGGCAACCGUCCAGUCUAUAACUGAUAUAUUGUAAUGUGGGUCUUAUCUCGCCAUGUUCAGCGGCCUGUUGACCGGAACACGGGCUUGCAUGUGGUCUGCGCAUCCUGCUAAGAUAAAUUAUACGGAAAUGGAGACGCAUCCUAUCAAGUCUCUCAAUUACCAGGCAUUUAAGGAACAAGAGCAACACAACAAGUCUGCUGUGGUGCGUCUCGUUUGAAAGGCACCAUGUGGAGCGUAUUACUCUUUCUCCUGGUCCAGCCUUUGCUCACCGACAGCAUGGUCUGCCCUAGCAGCUGCAUGUGCAACCUACAUGGGGCCGUCAAAUGUGUGGGCAACAUCAGGGACGUGCCCAAAGGCAUGCCCACCAACAUGUACCUACUUCAGCUGAAUGGCACCAACAUGAAGGUUCUGAACGAACAGAGUCUGGCCAUGUUGCCCCUUAUGCUGCGUUUAGGCAUCAGCCACAGCCCCCUGGACACCAUCCACCCUGAGGCCUUCCAUGUGGCCCCGCAGCUCCUCUCCAUCAAGCUGUCAUCCAACGCCCUCUCCAGCCUCCCUUCCCGGGUGUUCAGCCCCUUGGUCAGCCUGGAGCAGCUGCAUCUGGAUGACAAUCGUCUGGAGUCCAUCGCUCCCGUGUUGUUUGAGGGUCUGGCCAACCUGAACGAACUGGACGUCAGUAACAACGCCAUCGCUCGCCUCGCCGCCAAUGUUUUCCACGGACUGAGUAGCCUGCGCUAUCUCAACCUGGGGAGAAACUCCCUGCAGCAGCUGCCCCCCACCUUGUUCCACUCAUUGACGCGGUUGCAGUUCCUCAUGCUCUACAACAACAAGCUAGAGCGGCUGGAGGUAGGCGCCUURGAUGAGCUGGCCAACCUCCUGGAGCUCAAACUGCACAACAACCAGAUCGCCCACAUCCCCCCCGAGGUGUUUUGGGCCCUAGGCAACCUCAUGARCCUCACCAUGUCCUCCAACCAGCUCCAGGGCGUCCCGAAUGAAAGCUUCUACCACCUUCCCAAACUCACCAAACUCACCAUCUACAAAAACCCUCUGCUGUCACUGCCWGAUAAGUUGAUGGGCCAAAUGCCCGGGAUGAAGGAAUUCUACCUGUAUACCACCAACCUCAGCACCGUGCCCUGGAGCCUGUUUGCCAACAUGAGCGGGAUGGAGAGGCUCUCCCUGCACCUCAACAACAAGCUGAGGGAGCUGCCCCCUGACCUWUUUUGCUGCCUGCCCAACCUCCAGAAGCUUUCCCUCAAGUCCAACGACAUCCAGGAUCUACAUCCAGAUAUUUUCUCCAACCUGGCCAAUAUGAACACUCUGCUCCUGAAUGACAACAAGCUUCGCUCCCUUUCUGAGGACAUAUUUAAGGGCAACCCCAGUUUGGCCAGCAUCGAGCUGAAGAACAACCAGCUGCGGACCCUUCCGGGGGAGGUCUUCUCUACUGCAGGGGGUUUAAGGGUUGUUACUCUGAGUGGCAACCCAUGGGACUGCAGGUGUGGCAUCAGAGACAUUGCAAGUUGGAUAAAGCUUAAUGAAGGCAUGGUUAGUGAUCGGACGGAUGUGAUAUGUCGUAAUCCGCACCCUCUACUUCUCCGCCCACUUGGUUCCCUACUCGACGAAGAGUUUAAGUGUGACGUUACCACACGCUCGAGCAGCAGCACCACCCGCUCGAGCAGCAGCACCACCCGCUCUUCGAUUGAACUCAUCCAUGCCGUUUCCACUACAGCUCUUGAGGAGCAAGAAUUCACACCCACAACUACUGCACCCGAGGCUCCAUCAACCCAACAAACAGAAAAUCCUACUGAGAGUGUCAGGUUCACCACACCUGGGUCGAGGCGCACAACAGCUGCUACACCGACCACCGACGUUGGCGACAUUCUUGACGACGACUAUAUAUUCAAGCCUAUGGGCACUGAAUCGCUCCCCGUCCAUGUCCUAUCCCCGCCCUUUCAUGACAGGCUGGUGUUUGAGAACGGGCUCGAGUUUGUGCACAACAUCCGCCUAAAGGGCUGGGUUUACCUGUGGACGCUGCCACCCAAUGGGGCUUACGUUGGGUUCCUCAUGGCUCUCCAUAUCCUUCUAGUGGCCACAGGCGUGGCCCUGAUUCUGGCUGCCAUGUACGGGAUGUACCGUCUCCACCAGGCCACGGAAGACCUAGGAGCAAUACUCACAAACAGGAAACACACCAUCAUAUCAGAGAGGAAGCAGAAAGACCCAGAUGAACUUGGUAGAAGCUUUGAACAACAGGACCAAAUAAUGAUCCUCUCAGGGGGAGAGGACAGAYCAUCAAUGGACCUGCCAAUCGACCUCCUCAUCUUUCUCCUCCUCCUUGCCAUCAGUGGAGUUCUUGGAGUGUGCCCAGAUGGAUGCCAGUGCAAAGACAACAAAAUCCUUUGCCAUGGCAGGUCAAUCACAGAGUUUCCCUCCUCAGUGCCCGGUUCCACUACCACCUUCUACAUCUCCAACACCAACAUCACCGCUCUCAAACCUGAUGACUUGGCUGGUUUUGCCGAGGCCCUUGGCAUCUUUGUGGUCAAAGACACUGGGAUCAGAGAAGUAUUCCCUGGCACCUUUGACCUCACCCAUAACUUGGGUGCCCUGGGCUUCACAGGCACUGAUCUGAAUGACCUGCCUGAGGCCCUGUUUCUGAAUCUGGUGAAGCUGGAAUCUCUGACUCUGAGCGGCAACAAGCUCCUGGUGCUUCGCCCCGCCUGGCUUUACUCCCUCGCUGCUCUGAGGACCCUGGACUUCAGCAAGAACCUCAUCACGUCUGUACCAGAGAAGGCCUUUCGCUCUGUCACUCAGCUGGAGCAUCUCACCCUGGCCAGGAACGGCAUCAACCAACUCUACAGGGACACCUUCAGGGGCCUGAGCAAGAUCAAAUCCCUGCGUCUGAACCGGAACGCUCUUAGGGCGAUCCCUGCUGGAGCGUUUGAUGACCUGGUAAGCCUGGAGGAGCUCUCUCUGCAGGAUAAUGCCAUCACUCAUCUCCCCGCUAACCUGUUCUCCCAGCUGCAGAGGCUAAAGAAGCUUUAUCUCUCCAGCAACCGGCUAACUUCCCUCCCAGAGGGGAUUCUCCUCAACCUCCCUAACCUGGCCCAGAUCUCCCUGUAUGAGAACGAGCUCCAGAGUUUGUCCCCAGGAGUGUUCGGCCCCAUGGCCGUGAGGGAGCUGUGGCUGUAUGACAACCGGCUGACCCACCUGGAGGACCACACCUUCAGCAACCUGACCCAGCUGCGUCUGCUGGUACUGAGCCGGAACCAGAUCAGCUCUGUGUCUCCCGGGGCCUUCAGUGGGCUGGCAGAGCUGGGGGAAGUGUCCCUACACACCAACCUCCUCACCAGCCUGCAGGAAGGCACCUUCCAGGGGCUGCAUAAGCUGGUAAACAUCUCCCUGGAGCACAAUUACAUCUACUCCCUUCCUGCCAGGCUUCUCCAGGGCCACUCCCACCUUGGCCAGCUGGACCUCCACAACAACUCCCUCCUCAACCUGCCCUCAGAGCUCCUCAGCACCCUCACGGUGGCCAAUGAGGUGCUGCUCGCUGAGAAUCCCUGGAAGUGUGACCAGGACAUCGUGCCACUGCGGGACUGGCUGACACAGAACCCCACCAAGACUAACCUCAGUACUGUGGUGUGCCUCACGCCCUCUGUCUUAAGCGGUGACAGCAUAGCCGAACUGACUGACGAGGAGCUGACGUUGUCCACUCCGACCGCCGUCCCUGACAUCACCCCGACAGAGAAGAGGAGGAAGCCCCACACCCCGGCUCCCAAGAGGAGCACCCCCUCCCCUGCUGCAGAGGCCACGCCCACGCCCACCCAGGAGCAGGGGGAGGACACCAGCAGUGGGCAGGGGAACGGAGAGGGUGUGUCCAGGAACACGCAGAUCAUUAUCAUCGCGGUGGUCUGCACCGCCAUCAUCACCAGUCUCAUUGUCUGCUGCGUCUGCUGGAGGAGGAACAACAGAGGCAGCCGCAACCUUGGCCGCAGGAACAAAAACAACUCGGUCAUCUAGACUGGCCCAGAGACCUGAGCACCACAUAGGAGGUGUACUGUACUGUUAUGCUGAGCACGCGAGAGCAAACAUCCUGAUGCAGUUGUUCCCAAACAUCUUAGCACAGGAACCCGUCAUGUCUCUAUCAUGUCUCUUCAAGAACUCAUGACCAAGGACAGACUAGCUGGGGCCUGAUCCUUGGGGAACUCUACUUCGAUCGAAUAAGUUCUGAUUGGGAUCCCAUAAUAUUAUAGUUAAGCCAUUUUGCAAGUCCCUCUUCAGCAAGCUUUCGGAAGUUUGAACAAUAUCUUGCACAAAUAACCAAAAAGAACAUCUCAUAAACCUACAUCUGGAAUAARCAUAAUCAUAAUCAUCUGGAAAUUGCAUGGAUGGUACGCACAAAAUGCCAUUCAUCUUUUUUUUCAAUAAUGGUAAAAAAGUUGAACAUACAGUAUACAAUUGAAGUCGGAAGUCACCAUACACGUGGGUUGGAGUCAUUAAAACUCGUUUUUCAACC